Sclerotinia trifoliorum is the source of this 1213-nucleotide messenger RNA. Lineage: Eukaryota; Fungi; Ascomycota; Leotiomycetes; Helotiales; Sclerotiniaceae. The record is from the annotation of a GenBank genome assembly.
AUCACAACAGGAGGAUCUCUGGUGACCUUCAUUUCUUUCACGAAGUAUUGUAAGUUGGUGUUUCAAACAAUCUUUUUGCAACUUCGAUACUUACUUCGUUCUUUUCUACUUUUCUCAGAGUAGAUCUUCAACUUUUUGCGUAUUGACGCUGUCCUCUCUUUACAACACAAUACACACACAUACGCUCUUUAAGUUAAUCCAUAUUGAUUUCUUUUACCCUCAUUACUUUCUAACCUUCCUUCCAUUCCCGAUUCAUAUUCUUCGAUUCAAUCUCCUUACAGCAGUGCAUUCAUUCCAAUCGUAUCAAAAAGUGCAAAGCUUACUCACGCCCAUCGCAAAAAUGCAAACUCCAACUCUCAUCACCCUUACUCUUUCUCUUCUCGCUCUCUCUGUAUCAGCCACUCCACCCGCUUGUCUCCUCGCAGCCGUCAAUGAACAAGCUACGCCUUCUGAUUUGAAGGCUCUUUGCGGAACGUUAGAAAAUGCUGUUGUGGGAAAUAUUACCGAGAAAUGUGUGAAGGAUACUUAUGAGGAGGCUGUGAGCUCUUAUAAGAGUACUUGUCUUGAGGGUGCGGGGGUUACAAUUAGUGAGUUUUUUUUUGGUUAGGGAGGAUGUUUCCUGGGUUGUAGGUUUGGAGGGGAUUGAAGAGGAGAAGAGGAGGGAGGCAGGGGUAGUGGGAUUUGUUGAAGGAAUUAUGCGCGCUAUGGACUUGGUGCUUGGGAGAUAUUAGAUAGGAAAUGUGUAAGAGGGAAUAAAAGAGGUACAAUGCUAACUAAAAUCCAACAGCAAUUACAUCAUCCUCCGCCUCCGCCUCCGCCUCCGCCGCAGCUACUGGCACAAGCAAAGCAUCAGGUUCAGCUACCGCAACCGCAAGUGGAAGCGGAGCAAGAAUUACUGGAAGCGGAAGUGCAACUGGUACGAGUGGAUCGACAGCUAGUGCAACAGGAAGUGCUGCUGCUGCGACUGUAACCGCUACUGGAAAUGGUGCUGGACCUUUAGUUGUUCCGGGAUUUUUGGGUGUUGUUGGAUUGGUUGGUGCUUUUUUGUUCUAGAGAGGGUAGUUCUUUGAUUCUAAGGAUGGAAGGGGAGGUCUAGAGAUGUGGAUGCCGGAGCUGAGAAAUGAGGUGAGUGAAGGGGAAAAUGCAGAUUUCUAGAUAAGAUGAAGAUGAAGAUAAAUUUGUGCAUAUUACAUUACAAAGAUACCAGGAUAGU